AUGAACUGUCAAAGAACAUUAUUCCGAGCCCUGAGGGCUGUCCCGCGGCGGCAGCACGUCAGGGCCUUUUCAAACUUCCCAUUGCCGGGCUUCCCUCCCGUCGUAGGAGGCGGUAGCAGCAGCCCACCUGUUGGAAACAUCCCUCUGCCUUACAUCACCGAGGUUUCGUCGAAUGGUUGGAGGACAUACGACAUCUUUUCCAAGCUGCUUCAGGAACGCAUUGUCUGCCUCAAUGGCGCGAUCGACGAUACCGUUUCCGCAUCGAUAGUAGCACAGCUCCUGUGGCUCGAGUCCGAUAGCCCCGACAAGGCGAUUACCAUGUACAUCAACUCUCCAGGAGGCUCAGUAUCAUCAGGGCUGGCCAUCUACGACACAAUGACAUACAUCAAAUCACCAGUAUCAACAGUCUGCCUCGGCGCGGCCUCCUCCAUGGCAGCGCUGCUGCUGACGGGAGGCGAGGCGGGCAAGAGAUACGCCCUGCCGCACAGCUCCGUCAUGAUCCACCAGCCGCUGGGCGGGACGCAGGGCCAGGCGUCGGACAUUCUCAUCUACGCGAACCAGAUCCAGCGCAUCCGCAAGCAGAUUAACGAGAUCAUGAAGCGGCACAUUAACAAGUCGUUUGGGCACGACAAGUACAGCCUGGAGGAGAUUCACGACCUGAUGGAGCGCGAUAACUACCUGUCGGCGGAGGAGGCCAAGAGCAUGGGUGUUAUUGACGAGAUUCUGACACGGAGGGAGGAGAAGGAUCUCAAGGAGAAGGAUUCGACGGAGGAGCACAAGACGAAGCCCUAA
Molecule: messenger RNA, 792 nt
Organism: Colletotrichum costaricense
Lineage: Eukaryota; Fungi; Ascomycota; Sordariomycetes; Glomerellales; Glomerellaceae
Product: ATP-dependent Clp protease proteolytic subunit
Exons: 5
Coding region: 1-792 (263 amino acids)
Biological process (GO): protein quality control for misfolded or incompletely synthesized proteins
Cellular component (GO): endopeptidase Clp complex
Molecular function (GO): ATP-dependent peptidase activity; ATPase binding; serine-type endopeptidase activity
Source: RefSeq, a predicted model, not a curated record